UACACACACACACAAAAUAUCCUCAGCACUUCCCGGUCAGUCAUCACAGUAGGGUGUGCUGCAAGAGGAUAGGAUGUGCCACCUGUUCCUCUGACAAAUGCUUGUCUUCCUUUUGUCUUUCACACAGUAAACAUGCAAUGUUCCUUAAUCAGCUCAUAGAACAGAUUUUGUUCUAUCUCAUCAAAAAUGCUGUUGCAACGUAUUUUACAGAUUGCACAUGUACUAAAUCUGCCGUCGUGUUGCACUGCUCAUGUAGACCGCUAAAUAACAACAGCAACACUGGACAGCAGCCAUGUUCAGAGUGAAACGCCAAAAUCGUUCCCAUAUCAAGUCCCCGGUGCAUGUGUUGUGUCAGCUGGCUGUGACUGAAAAUAUACUUUGGGUUUUACCGUAACAAUCAGUGAUACAGCCCCCUGUAAAUCCCUUCAAAUCCCAGCUCUCCUCUACACCUCAGCCCAACAGUCAGCUCCAGUUCUGACUUCUGGGCAGAACAAGAAAAGAUUUGCAUGCACACAUAAAACGGGCAGCUCCACCUGCGUGCAUGCGUACUUGUUCUGCCUUGUCUCGGACUGUGCUGCAAAAACAAACAUGGAUUCUGGAGAACGACACUCUUUGAUGCUCUUUGUGGGAGCCGUCUUGAUUACUGCUACAGUAUCUGCAGUCAACCUGGAGGGUGAACUUUUAAAGGAUCUGAUGAAGGGUUACAACAAAAACGUCCGACCGAUGGACAAGAACGGAAAAAUCACCCAGAUCUUUAUCAAGAUGACACUGACCAACCUCAUCUCUCUGAAUGAAAAGGAGGAGGCCCUGACGACCAGCGUUUGGAUAGAAAUGGAAUGGUGUGACUACAGACUGAGGUGGGACCAGCCCCCUCGAUCAGAUUUGUAUGGGAACAUAAAGUCUCAGCUGAGGGUCCCCUCCAAAAGCAUCUGGCUGCCUGACAUCGUAUUAGAAAACAAUGUGGAUGGACAGUUUGAGAUAGCAUAUUACUGUAACGCCCUCGUGUCUCCUGACGGCUGCGUGUACUGGCUGCCUCCUGCCAUCUAUCGCAGCGCAUGUCCCAUCACCGUUAACUACUUCCCUUUUGACUGGCAAAACUGUACCAUGGUUUUCCGCUCCCGGACUUACAGCGCCAACGAGAUUGAGUUGGUGCUCCAAAAAGAGAAAAAAGAAACCAGCUAUCAUCUGGAGUGGGUGGACAUCGAUCCACAGGCUUUUACGGAGAAUGGAGAGUGGGCCAUCAGACACAGGCCAGCCAAGAAGGUGAUCAACUCCCAGUACAGCGAGGAUUCCUUGGAGUACCAGGAGAUUGUUUUCUUCCUCAUCAUCCAGAGGAAACCUCUUUUCUACAUCAUCAACAUCAUUGCUCCCUGUGUGCUUUUCUCCUCCCUCAGCCUGCUGGUCUACUUCCUACCCGCCAAAGCUGGAGGCCAGAAGUGCACCAUGUCUAUUGCCUCUCUUCUGGGCCAGACUGUUUACCUCUUCCUCAUCGCUAAAAAAGUUCCUGAAACAUCAAACGCAGUUCCUCUCAUUGAAAAGUAUCUGAUGUUUGUGAUGUCAGUGACCACCAUGGUAGUGAUUAACUGUGUGAUAGUCCUCAACGUGUCUUUGAGAACCCCAAACACUCACGUGAUGACGGACAAAGUCCGAAAGGUCUUCCUUAACAUCCUGCCUCAGCUGCUGAUGAUGCGGAUGAAACGCUGGACACCAAACUGUGACAAAAAGUCUCAAAGUGGGUCUGAUGAAGCUGAACCUUGCAGGCGCUGCAGCUCCGUUACCCUCAUCAGCAAAGCUGAAGAAUAUUCAGUAAAAAUAGCUCGAUCUGAGCUCAUGUUCGACAGGCUCAAAGAGAGAAACGGACUGAUGAAAUCAGUGUUAGAAAAGCUACAUGAUGGACUGAGGGAAGGUACAGCUGAGCAGCUGAGAUCCAGCUUGGAGCAGGCCUCUCCAGAGCUGAAACAGUGUGUUGCUGCUUGUAAACACAUAGCAGAAACAGCAAGACACCAGAGCAACUUCCAAAAUGAAAAUGAAGAAUGGUUCCUGGUUGCCCGGGUGAUUGACAGGGUAUCUUUUAUCAUCAUGGCUUUGGUGUUUUUUGUUGGUACCAUUGGGAUCUUCCUGAUGGGCCAUUUCAACCAGCCUCCCUUGACACCUUUCCCUGGGGAUCCAAAGAUGUAUCUUCCUUUAUUAGAGAACGACACCGUAUAAAACAAACAUCUAGGAUGAAUCACGUCUAAAGUAAAAUGAAAAAAGGGAGAAAGAAGAAAGCAAAGCAGUGAGUUGUGAGUCUGUGAACAGAGAACCUGUUCAUGUUUCAUAAUUAAUUGUUUGAAUGUACACUUUCAUGAAUAAAAAUAAUAAAAUGUCAUGUUUUGGCUC
Nothobranchius furzeri (turquoise killifish) is the source of this 2379-nucleotide messenger RNA. It is a transcript of the gene chrng, whose product is annotated as cholinergic receptor, nicotinic, gamma. The record is from RefSeq and is a predicted model, not a curated record. NCBI's taxonomy places the organism in Eukaryota, Metazoa, Chordata, Actinopteri, Cyprinodontiformes, Nothobranchiidae. Gene Ontology annotation, biological process: chemical synaptic transmission; regulation of membrane potential; nervous system process. Gene Ontology annotation, molecular function: transmembrane signaling receptor activity; acetylcholine-gated monoatomic cation-selective channel activity. Gene Ontology annotation, cellular component: synapse; neuron projection; plasma membrane.